UGGCUGGCUGGCGGGCUCAGGCCUCAGCUGCUGUCUUGUCUGUUUUCGGGUCCAGCGUCAUGAGCUCGAUACUGGAUGAGUAUGAGGAUUCCCAGGCCCGGGCCCGCUCCCGGCCAGCCGGCCUCCCGUAUCAACAGCAACGACUUGGCGGGACAGGCAUCGGGCAGUCAGGUUACAUUAGUGCUCGUUUGGAAGAGGAGAAGCCAAUCUUUUCCAAACAGAGAAUUGAUUUCAGCCCUCCCAGCGCCAUCAGCCACCUUGUGGUAUGCAACAACCAGCUGUGUAUGUGCUUGGGCAAGGACACCCUGCUCAGGAUUGACCUGGGAAAACCUGACCAACCAAACCAGAUUGAAGUGGGGCGCAAAGAUGAUGCCAGGAUCCACAAGCUGUUUUUGGAUCCCUCAGGGUCCCAUCUCCUGAUCAGCCUCACCUCCAGUGAGUGUCUUUACCUCAACAGGAACUCUCAGAAAGUGAGAAGCCUCUCCCGCUGGAAAGGACAUUUGAUCGAGAGUGUGGGUUGGAACAAACAUCUGGGGAGCGAAAGCAACACUGGCCCCAUCCUGGUGGGGACCAGCCAAGGACAGAUGUAUGAGGCAGAGGUUGUGGUGUCGGAGGAUCGACUGUUUAACUACAGUCCCGAUUUGUUCUUCAAGUAUGUGUACAGCCUGGAGGAAGACGGGUCCCCAGCUCCUGUUUGCUGCCUGGAGAUUGAGCGCAUCACUGAGGCGAAGCUCUUUGUUAUCGCCACCACCCGCAAACGGUUGUAUCAGUUUGUUGGGAGGGCCCCAGAGGCUGGUGAGCAGCAGCCCUUCCAGCCCAUCUUUAGCCAGUACGCUGACAGCUUGCCCAGCUUCCAGGAGUUCCCAGUCAGUCUGGGCUACAGUGAGAUCUCCUUCUACACCUCCAAGCUCCGAACCAGUCCCCGCUCCUUCGCCUGGAUGAUGGGUAAUGGUGUGCUGUAUGGCACUUUAGACUACAGCAGGCCCGAUUCCCUCCUGAGUGAUGUAAAGGUCUGGGAGUACUCAGCUGACAUCGAGCCCCAGCUCGAGCCGCCCCGCUCCAUUGUCCUCACCCAGUUCCACUUCCUGUUGUUGCUUUCUGACAGGGUGAAGGCCAUUUGCACGCUGAAUGGGCAGCUGGUCUUUGAAGAUGUGUUCCCUGAUAAAUUUGGCCGCCUCCUGCGGAUGAUCAAGGAUUCUGUCACUGGGCAAAUCUGGAUAUACACAGAGAAGGCUGUUUUCCGGUACCACAUUCAGAAGGAAUCACGGGAUGUUUGGCAGAUGUAUAUGAACAUGGGAAAGUUUGACCUGGCUAAGGAAUACUGCAAAGACCGCCCCGAGUGUCUGGACACUGUCCUUGCCAAAGAGGCUGAUCACUGUUUUCAAAACAAGAAGUACGUGGAAAGCGCUAAGUACUAUGCCCUAACUCAGAGGUACUUUGAGGAGAUUGCUCUGAAGUUCAUUGAAGCCAAACAAGAGGAGGCACUGAAGGAAUUUCUUCUGAGAAAGCUGAAAAACCUGAAGCUAGAGGACAAAACCCAGCUGACCUUGUUGGUGACCUGGCUCACCGAGAUCUACCUGAACUGGUUAGGCACACUCGAAGGUGAUGAGGGCAAGCAGAUCCAGUUUGACACGACCAGGGAGGAGUUCCGGAAAUUCCUGAGCGGCUCCAAAAUUAAGGAGUGCCUGCACAACAACCGCUCGACCAUCUAUGACCUCUUGGCCAGCCAUGGCAACGUGGAGGACAUGGUAUUCUUCUCUGUGAUCAUGCAGGACUACGAGCGGGUCGUGGCCCAUCACUGCCAGCAUGAUGACUACAGUGCAGCGCUGGAAGUCAUGUCCAAGUACCAGGACCCCGCUCUGUUCUACAAGUUCUCCCCUGUCCUUAUGCAGCACAUUCCCAGGCUGGUGGUGGAUGCCUGGGUUGGCAUGCAGAGGCGGCUUGAUCCCAAGAACCUUAUCCCAGCACUGGUUAACUACAGCCAGAUUGGCAGCUCGGAACAGAUAGGUGAAGCCAUUCGCUACCUGGAGUUCUGUGUGCACCAGCUGGAUGUCACUGACCAGGCAAUUCACAACUACCUGCUGUCGCUGUAUGCCAAAUACAAGCCCAAGGCCCUGCUAUGGUAUCUGGAACAAGGUGGAUCAAAUGCAAAUCAAACCCACGUUUAUUAUGACCUGAAGUACGCACUGCGUCUUUGUGCAGAGAAUGGCCACCAUCGGGCCUGUGUGCACAUUUAUAAGACAAUGGAACUGUAUGAAGAGGCGGUGGAUCUUGCACUCCAGAUGGAUGUGGAUCUUGCUAAGUCAUGCGCGGAUAUGCCAGAGGAAGAUGAGGAGCUUCGUAAGAAGCUGUGGCUGAAGAUUGCCCGCCAUGUGGUCCAGGAGGAGAAGGAUGUGAAAAAGGCCAUGGUCUGCCUCUCCAGCUGCAACCUGCUGAAGAUUGAAGACAUUCUACCUUUCUUCCCUGAUUUUGUGACCAUCGACCAUUUCAAAGAGGCCAUUUGCAGUUCCCUUCAGGAGUACAACAAGCACAUCGAUGAGCUCAAGCAGGAGAUGGAGGAGGCGACUGAGAGUGCCAAGCGGAUCCGGGAAGACAUCCAAGAGAUGAGGAACAAGUAUGGUGUGGUGGAGUCUCAGGAGAAGUGCGCUUCAUGUGACUUCCCAUUACUGAACCGACCGUUCUAUCUGUUCUUGUGUGGCCACAUGUUCCACUCGGACUGCUUGCUGCAGGAAGUGAUCCCCCACCUUUCCCCCUAUAAGCAGACCAGACUGGAGGAGCUGCAGAGGAAGUUGGUGACCAGCAACCAGGCUAAAUCUCGGCAGCGCCCAAAGGAAGGAGAGGGCAGUGACCGGGGACAGCAGUCUCGUGAUCAGAUCAAAGCCGACAUCGAGGAUAUUGUGGCAGCUGAGUGCAUCUACUGUGGAGAACUGACAAUUAAAUCGAUAGACAAACCUUUUAUCGAGCCACAAAAAUGUGAGGAGGAGAACAACAGCUGGUUGUGAGGUUUUUUUUCCCUGUGGUAUUCUGUUCCCACUCUUGGCCCAUUAUGUGCUGAAUCAGUGCCUCAGAUUCCAGGACUGCAGAGUGUUACACAUUUCACUUGUGACUGAUGCUUCUACGCUGCUGAAUAUUCAAAAAGUUUGUGUAGCUACCAAUGGUAGCAAAUAAAUUGUUAACAUAUUGUACAGUUAAA
This is a messenger RNA of Carcharodon carcharias (great white shark), 3193 nucleotides long. RefSeq names its product VPS18 core subunit of CORVET and HOPS complexes (gene vps18). Gene Ontology annotation, biological process: endosome organization; organelle fusion; endosome to lysosome transport. The transcript is spliced from 5 exons. The coding region runs from base 60 to 3002 and encodes 980 amino acids. Gene Ontology annotation, molecular function: protein-macromolecule adaptor activity. NCBI's taxonomy places the organism in Eukaryota, Metazoa, Chordata, Chondrichthyes, Lamniformes, Lamnidae. The record is from RefSeq and is a predicted model, not a curated record. Gene Ontology annotation, cellular component: HOPS complex; endosome.